Molecule: messenger RNA, 1639 nt
Organism: Chara braunii
Lineage: Eukaryota; Viridiplantae; Streptophyta; Charophyceae; Charales; Characeae
Source: the annotation of a GenBank genome assembly
GCGGGCUAUUGCGUAGGCUUGCAAACAUAUGAAAGGAGUAUCGAUACCCGCUGUAGAUUUAGAAGAGGUAUGGUUGCAUAGAAGGGAGGAGACGGCGGCAUGGACGGACAGCGAGGUACUUGAGUGGGGCAACCGGUUUAAGGGCUUAGUGCUGACUCCGAUAGAUCGGAAUCAAGGGGAUACCGUGGUCAUGUGCCCUAUCCUUUACCGGCAUGGGUUCGGGAAGACCUUCGCCUGGGAGGCAAACUACGAGCACAUCGGUGGUUUGGAUCUGGAACGAGACACUGUUAAGAAGAUUAGGGAUGACUUCCAUACUCACCGCCUUGACACGAUAGGUAAGUGGAGGGUCGAUGGUAGACUAGGAGCAGCCUACGUCAUCCCAAAGCACAAGGACCUCACUCGAUGGAGGCCCAUCGCGCCAGCACCAGCAGACCCUGUAGCACUCGCGCAAAAGAGAGUAGCUAAAGCACUACACUGUCUGCUGAAGCGACUGUCUGAGAAUAGCACGUUCUAUCUUAACUCUAUCUCCGAGCUGUCGGGCCAACUGAACGCCACGACGGUGAGGUUGAGAGUGGCAGGAUGCGAGCGUGCGAUAGGGAGAUGCUAUAAUAUUAAACACAUGUUUUCCAGGAUACCGCACAACGCUGUUAAGGAAGCGGUCCGGCAGUUGCUUAGGAAGUACGAAGAUGAAGGGGUCAAACAGGUAAGGGUUUCCAUGAGAGGUAAGUUGUGUGUUAUCAGCAACAAUAAGAAGAAAAUGGACGGGUAUGUGAGUAUCCCGUUGAAGAAACUGAUGACUGCGGUGGCAUUUGAUCUGAGGCAUUCUGUGGUCAAGUGCGGGCAGACACUCGUGAGACAGGUUUUCGGCAUUCCCAUGGGGAAGUCGACAAGUCCGAUUUUGGCUUCCAUCACGUGUGCGAUGGCGGAAAUGCGUUUUCUGAGGGAACUGGGAUGUGACCGACGACUGGUUGGGGGAUGGCGGAUCGUGGACGACAUCACUGUAGUGGUGGGUAUAACGGAACAAGCAAUGAUCGAGGGAUACGAGGAGCAGGUGUUCGAGAGAUUUGAGUCUAUAUAUGAUGAACAUCUUGAGAUCGUACGAAAGGACGAAUGUGGCUUGACUUGGGACUUUGUCGGUGGCCAUAUGUUCGUCGGUUGUAAGCCGCUGAUGCUGCAUUACACACCAGCGACCAAGAAUACAGCAGCGCUGAAUGACGAAGGUAGACUGUUGUUCCAAACUAUGCAGGACUAUAGCUCUUACUCACCUAAAGCGGUGAAAAAAGCUGUUUUGACCGCCACUCUGAGAAGAAUUUGGGGACACACAACUAGCAAGCAGUUGGUGCUUGGGGCCAUUGGGUUUGCUGUAUGUGAGGCGGACCUCUGGGGAUACCCCCCCGGAGGUCUCUCUCGAUGCUUUGGUGAAUUUGACCAAAGCUGUGCCGACGCAGGCACUCUAUUCGCUAAUGGCAGCCAUGAGAGCAUCCGCGGAGUGGGUGAAGGCAAGAAGGAGGGGCUUAAGGCGGGCCCGGAACAACCUCGGCACAGAGGCACAUAGCCACAGUGUGUGGGCAGAUGACGAAGGGUUUUGAAGCGCACUGCUCAACUGCUCAUUUGCUGAAGCAGCUUGCUUAUUUUGCCU